AUGUUCAAGGUGUUGCUUUUUGUGUGUCUGGCGGUGCUAACUGCCGCCGAACGUCUCGGCGAGAACUUCGCCCUGGAGCCAGAGGUAUACAAGCCGAAGAAAAGCGCGCCACAGCCCUUUCCAAAGACUUGCGAAGGUGGCGUGAUUGACCUCCAAGGAGUGUACGACGUCAACGAAGACAUGGUGAUCCGAGGGUGCAACCUGACGGGACGUGGUGCCAAGGGUGCAACCAUCUUUCUGCAAGCGCACCUCACCUUCGAGCAAAGACCAGGUUCGGAACAUCAAAAAAUUUCGUGGGUCGGUGCUAUACGCUUCGUGGGGAAGCAGCCCUUGAAGCAAGCCUGUGUGACUGUGCGUGGACACCUCGUCAUUGGUGGUGAACCUGAUCGUAGCCCUGAUGCCAACAUCCAAUUCGCCAGCUGCCAUAACAAGGACAAGUUGUCUAAUGGCGGGGCCCUCCACGUGGUGAACGGCUUGACCAUGCGAUCCGGCUUCGUGAUGAUCCAGGACAGUAGCUCCGCAGGUGGUGGGGGCCUCUACAUUCACGGAAAUGGACUCCAUCAAAAGGGUGGGAAGGUUGUGCUGAAGGACUGUGGGUCGGAUGGCUUCGGCGGAGGCCUGCUGAUAAACUCAGCUGGCGACUUUCAGCAGGAUGCUGGUGAGAUCAGCUGCAUAGGGUGCUUCGCAGCGCAGCGUGGGGGAUGCAUGGUCAUCACUGGCAGCGCAAACAUCGCUGGCUCCAUCCACGCGCAGAACUGUUCGGCUGGCUUAGGGGGGGGCGUCUCUUGCCUUGGCGAGUUGGUGUCUUCGGGUCUCAUGGAGUUCGCGUGGUGCAGAGCUAAAGCAGGCGGCGGUGGCGGGCUCCAGGUUGAGUCCGACUUCAUCCAACAUGCCGGGAGCAUGGAGUUUCGAUCAUGCACGGCUGCCGAGGAUGGAGGUGCGAUGGCUCUUGGUAAGAACCUAACCACCUCGGGCACUAUGGAGUUCUAUGCAUGCCAUGCAGAUGGCGAUGGCGGCGCAAUCAAGCUCCAAGGGGACCUUCAACAGCAAGCAGCUGGAAACAUGAGCUUCGCUUCAUGCACCGCACGCCGGGGAGGUGCAGUGGCAGUUCGCCGACUCGAAGCAUCUGGCACCAUGGAGUUCAAAGAUUGCAAUGCGGAAGAUUCAGGUGGUGCAGCUGUCGUUGGAACUGACUUCGUUCAGAACGCCGGCCGCAUAGAGUUUCAGUCAUGCACGGCUGACAAAGGAGGCGCAUUGGUUGUCCCUGGUGACCUUGUUUCUCACGGCCUGUGCAGUAUCAAAUCCUGCUUUGCAGAACAAGGUUCUGCCCUUGAGGUUUUGGGCGACUUUCUUGUUACUGAUCUGCCGACAGACUGUCCAGAUGGAGUUCUGGACUUGACGGGAAUGUAUGUGGUCGACUGGGUUUCCACCUUUGUUGGAAACUGCAAGAUUAGGGGCACAGGUGCCACAGUCCUGAUCAAAGAGCCCUUGGUCGUUGAAGGAGCUGUCGAGUUCCUCGGGCUGAUCUCUUUCAUUGGACUGUCGCCUAUGGAGCAAGCCUGUGUUACGGUGAAGGGGUCUCUCACAAUUGGUGGCACUUCUGAUGAAACUGACAUCCUGUUCACGGAUUGCCACAACAAGGACAGUGCGUCUGCUGGCGGAGCGCUCCACAUCGCGCAGGACCUCACUGUCGUCUCGGGCGUGCUGGAGAUAGAGCGAAGCAGUAGUCUCAAAGGUGGUGGUGGUGUCUACAUCGACAGCGGCAGUCUUUACCAAGUCGGUGGCAGCAUAAAGAUGAUGAGCACCUCCACUUCAGCAGACAUUGGUGGAGGCUUGCUGGUCAACAGGGGCAGUGUCGUCCAGGCAGAUGGACAAAUCAGCUGCCACAAGUGCUCUGCAAAGCGUGGUGGAUGCCUGGCAUUGAAUGGCGGUGUGGACAACUACAGCUUGCAGUCGAAUGGCUCCAUUGAAGCGGAGAGCUGCACUGCCGGCGCAGGUGGCGCGCUGCACAUCAGCACCGGACAUUGGCUUUUGUUUGGCCAUAUCAUUUUCAAUCGUUGCCGUGCAGAGGAAGGACCAGGUGGUGCUGCCUGGGUCCGGGGCAGCAUCUAUCAAAUGAAGGGCACCGUCACGUUUGCAUCGUGCACGGCAGCUGGCGAAGGUGGGGGAAUGAAAGCAACCGGAAGCUUCGUGCAAGAGGAAGGUUCUGUUUCCUGCCAAGCCUGCAAUAGUCAACGUGGUGGAGGUUGUAUGCACGUUGUGGACAAGUUCGUCCAGAAGAGCGGCUCUGCCAUCUUCACAGCUUGCAAUACAUCCCGUAAUGGAGGCGCUUUGAGCGUCGAGAACGGUGUCUACUUGGGAGGCAACAGCACCUUUCAGGACUGCAGCUCUACUGGCCAUGACGGUGGCUGCCUUCACACCAAGGGCCACGUGGACUUUCAGGGCUCUGCCUUGUUUACCGGCUGCGAAGCUGCUCGAGACGGCGGUGCCGUGUCGGCCCGAAGCGCGGAGAUCGAGAGCGGCGCCAGCGUCACCUUCGACAGCUGCAGAGCAGGAUGGAGCGGCGGUGGCCUGUACCUUCAAGCGUUUCAUCAGACUGGCGGCUCGGUGAUGUUCGCAUUCUGUCGGACAAAUGUCGGCAGCGGAGGAGGUUUGUACCUACGAGGGGACUUCCGGCAAGAUGGCGGGCAUACCAGCUUCUACGGUUGUGAGGCAGACAACGGCAAGGGCGGCGGCCUGCGUAUCGAAAAAGGCUCAUUGAUACAAAGUGGUGGGAACCUGGACAUCAAAAAGUGCAAAGCAGGUGGCGCAGGUGGAGGAGGAGACGUGGAGUUUGACGUCGUUCAGCAGGGGGGCAAGCUUUCGGUUGCAGGCUGCCACAGCCUAGCGGAUGGAGGCUGUAUGCGCGUUAGCGGCAACUUUACGCAAGAGUCUCGUGGCGUGGCUCAUUUCUCUGAUUGCCUCGCCAAGCUCGGGGGUGGUUGCCUUGGCGUAAAGCAGUCCGUCCACGUCGAGGGCUCCUCUACAUUCAAGUUGUGCAAAGCUUCUGGAGGACUAGGAAGCCUUGAACCAGGUGGAGGUGGGUUGCUUGUUCACCGCGACUUCUUCCAGAAUGGAGGAGUCAUUCGCUUCGAAAGCUGCAAGGCUGCCAGGGGCUUUGGCGGCGGACUGCAAGUCCUUGAUGGGAACCUCACAGCUGCCUCAGGGGACAUGUUUUUUGUGCGAUGCUGGGCGCAAGGUGCUGGCGGUGCACAUGUAAAAAAUGGCCAUGUUCACGCACAGGCCUUUGCAAACGUGCAUUUUGAAAGUUGCAAAACAACAAGCCCUGGUGCCAGUGGUGGAGGUAUGGGCCUUCAGCUUGGAAGCCUCUUCCAGCAGGGCGGUCACAUCAGGUUCUCCAGCUGCAGAGCACCUGGUGGCAAAGGAGGGGGGCUAGCGCUGCUCCAGGGAUCUCUGCACCAGUACACCGGUAGCCUGGGCUUCGAGCGCUGUGGCUCUGGUGAGGGCGGAGGACUCUUCGUUCGCAAGGAUGUGCUGAUGGCCGGGGCCCUGAAUUUCAGCAACUGUAAAGCACAUCGACAAGGCGGAGGCGGUGGAGCCGUGGUGAAGCAAGAUUUUCUUCAACAUGCUGGAGAAUUACUUGUCGAUUCUUGCAGCAGUAACACCAAUGGCGGUGGUCUGUUUGUCGGCGGCACGUUCAAUCAGGUGUCAAACACUUCGGCCCGAUUCGCAGCAUGUCGAGCGCGAGCUGGAGGUUGUCUGGGUGUCAACGGUUCGGUCUAUGUCAGCGGUUCCAACACUUUCGAGCAGUGUGUCGCUUUCGGAGAUGCUGAAGGUGCAGGAGGCGGCGGAAUUUACACUCAACAGAACUUCUCCCAGCUCGGCGGCAUCACCAACUUCACUGAAUGUCGCACGCUGAGGGGCGGUGGCGCAUUGCGCAUCAAGAGCGGCAGCCUAAUCGCGAACUCGGGGACUUUGAUUUUCGGGUGGUGCAGGGCGGCAAAUUCCGGCGGAGGAGCAAAGGUGGGCCUUCAUGUUUACGUUCGACCAGAAGCCAAGAUGUUCUUUCGUGAAUGCGGCUCUUACUAUUUUGGUGGAGGUAUGUUCCUGAGCGGUCACUUGAUCCAAGACGGGGGAAGCAUGAAAUUCCACAGCUGCCAAGCAAGCCAUGGAGGAGGCCUGGCUGUGUCCAAAAGCUAUUUGCAUCAGCUGGCGGGCGAAAUGCACCUCGUUGACUGUCACGCCGGUGUUGGCGGCGGCUUAUGGGUGCAGAAGAACAUGACUGUGGGCAGCAGCGUGGCUCUUUCCAAAUGCAGUGCCCGCAGUUCAAGCGAAGGAGGCGGAUGUGUUUACAUCGACCAGGGCGACCUGAUCGUGAAAGGAAACGCAUCCAUGGAGAACUGCAGCUCCCUUGGGUCGGGGGGCGGCCUCCUGAUGGGCAGGGGAGGUGUGCGACAGCAAGCUGGCAGCAACUUGAGCUUCCGCCACUGCUCGGCUCGCGGUGGAAACGGCGGUGGGAUGUCGGCUUACAGCUUUGCCUCACAGGGCUUCGCAGAGUUUGCAAGCUGUGCGGCAUCCUCUGGAGGCGGCAGUGGUGGGGGUUUCUACAUCAGCAGCGGGCACGGCACCAUUCAGCAAAGCCGGGGCCGCAUGAGCUUCACCAAUUGCACCGCUGGGCAGCGUGGCGGUGGUUUCUACCUUGGAUCCGCAGUGCCGGGAAGCCUCAGGGACAUUUCCUUCGACCGCUGUAGCACGGAUGGCGACGCAGGCACCUUCUACGCCGAAUCGCGUGUUUUGAAUGUCUCUAACCUGACUAUCUUCGAGCCUCGCAGCGUGGACUUUGACAUCAUUUCCGAGGGCAAACUGGCCCUCCAAGAUCUUCAUCUGCACAGCAGGAACCGGAAGUUCGGCAUGGGCAUAUGGGCCGGAAGCCUCGACGCAGGGACGGUGAACUGCACCCUUCUGAAGUGGUGCAGUUUGGUGGCGCCCGAGCCGCAUGUUCAUCACCUGCACUGCCCACCGGGCACCGGAAUUCAGGGGGGCGAUAAUUUCAGCAACUGCUCGGUUUGCGAAGAUAACUUUACAGCGCUCUCUGGUGACACGCAGUCCAAGUGCGUGCCGUGCCCGACACACAAUGACUUCUGCUACGCGGAUAAGUUCAAGAUGACUCCAGGGCACAUGGUUCAGAAGAACAUCAGCUUGACGAUCUUCUGCCCCAACCCCGCAGCAUGUCCUGGCGGAAAUUCAACGAAAAUGUCGACCAUGUGUGCGGAAGGUUAUCAAGAUCGUGCCUGUGCAAACUGUUCGCAGGGCUACUCCAUCUCAGACAGCAGUGUGCUGAUAUGCACCCACUGUGCGACGGAUUUCUGGCGAAAGCUCUUGCAAUGGGCUUAUAUGCUUGCGAAGCACUUCUUGCCCUUUGCGGUGGCAGCUUACAGUGCACUACAAGUCGAGGAUGCCGAGGAGCCCAAGCGCAGCGGCGUACUAAUCAACCAGCUGCUCUCCUUCGCCACGGUUGCCAGCACCCUGUUGACCAUGGUAGCCCAGACCAAUGCGAUGCGAGAAGUCAAGCUGACGGCAGCGGGCGUUGGUCAGGCUUUGCUCCGUGUCGCUGGUUUCACGACGGACUUUAUUUCUGGGCAAGGCGCCUCGGAAGGCUCCUUUGGGAUCUCCUCCACUUGCUUGCUCUCCUACCUGGGCCUCCGUGGGACGCUCUGGCAAGCCCACUUGCUCCACACCGCCAUUCCAGCAGCGUUGGUGCUUAUCCUCGUUGCCUUCCUCCCCAGGAACCAGCAUGGAGUUGCAGUGGUCGUAGGCCUGAAUUGCUUCUGGCCUGUGAUCUUCAGCUACUUUGGAAAGCACCUUUACUGCUUCCAGUUCGCACCGCAGGGCACGCUUGAGUUGGAGAAGACAUACGAGUGCCCAUUCCUGGAGAAGGAAUCCCAUCGCCACAUCGUCCGCAUCCUGAUGGUGUGCGUCUUCGUGGCGGUGUCUUACGUCUGGAUUAGCCUGUCAUUGCCCAAGGAGGGGGCAAAGCCACCGCUUCACGUCAUCUUUCUCAGCCGGGCAUACCGACAGAGCUGCGGACUCUGGGAGUCCGAGCGGCUGAUGAGGAAAACGCUGUUGACGCUUGCGGUAUCUGCCCUGCCCAUCACCUCUUCGCCAGCUUUGCAACUGGUGUGCAUCGGGGGUGUGGUCAUGGUCUCCCUCUACCUCCACGCUGCGCUCUUGCCCUAUAAGACAAUGCGCUUCAACCUGACGGAAUGCACUCUGUUGACGACGGCGGCGCUCAUGACAGCCAUCGUGAGUGGGCUGACAGCAUACGACUGCUACUGGGGUCUCAUGUUGGAUGUGGAGUUCGCCAUGAUCUUCUCGACUGUGGGGCUAGCUGCUCUGACUUGUGGUGUCAUGAUCUUUAUGAUCGUCAGGGAGCUGGUCCGAGAGAGGCGCAACCGGCGGGCCAAGCGCGGCGUGCCGCGUGCGAAGGAUCGACCAGCCGUGGAAGCUCCCUGGCUCUGGGGGACCUACCUGGCCCGACGCACCUGA
Symbiodinium sp. CCMP2592 is the source of this 6546-nucleotide messenger RNA. The record is from the annotation of a GenBank genome assembly. Lineage: Eukaryota; Dinophyceae; Suessiales; Symbiodiniaceae.